Saccostrea cuccullata (small rock oyster) is the source of this 403-nucleotide messenger RNA. RefSeq lists its product as uncharacterized. Lineage: Eukaryota; Metazoa; Mollusca; Bivalvia; Ostreida; Ostreidae. Bases 1 to 369 code for a protein of 122 amino acids. The record is from RefSeq and is a predicted model, not a curated record. The transcript is spliced from 2 exons.
AUGGUCAUCUCGAAAGCAGCUGAUUCCAUCUUCCCCACUGCCACAGUACGAGGACGUGCCUUCCACUGGGACAAUGCGGUUCGGAGGAAAAUCCAGGACCUUGGUUUGCAGUCUCGUUACAUGGAGCGGGAGAAGACCUACACCUUCUGCAAGAAGAUCAUGGCCCUCCCUUACCUUCCCAUGACAUCAUUCCAGGGUUGUUUGAUCACCUCCAGGAAGCUGCAACAACAGAUGGCUUGGUACAACUUUGCCAGUACAUCACCAACAACUGGGUUGGAGAUGCAGCCUUGUGGAGCCCCGGACAAUGGAUUGUGUUUAAUCAGGCAGUGCGUACCAACAACGACCUGGAAUGAUGGCAACGCCGGUUAAAACACUCCGCAGGGAAAUCCAGCCUUCCCAUAUA